This is a messenger RNA of Sphaeroforma arctica JP610, 3770 nucleotides long. RefSeq lists its product as hypothetical. The record is from RefSeq and is a predicted model, not a curated record. The transcript is spliced from 4 exons. Gene Ontology annotation, biological process: proteolysis. Bases 176 to 3127 code for a protein of 983 amino acids. Gene Ontology annotation, molecular function: serine-type endopeptidase activity. NCBI's taxonomy places the organism in Eukaryota, Ichthyosporea, Ichthyophonida.
CUACACUGCAACAUACAUUAUCAUAUUUAUCAUAUUGUACAAUAUCUACUAUAAGGUAGAUUUAGGCUUUACUAGCUGUUAAUAGUGUGCGUACGUUCGUUUGGUAUUCGAAACUGUACAUUGUUUAAUAACGGUUCAUUAUUGAAUUGCAUUGUAUUUAACUUUAAAGUAAAGUAUGAUUGUGCCGAGUCCGCAGCGGCUUUUAUUAUGUGCGCUGAUACUAGUGCGAAACCUACCAAACCAAGUAGAAGCCUCGGUGGGCUAUGAUCAGUGGGCAGAGAGGCAAAAUCAACUGAACAGAAAAGAUAACACUAUCAUCGUACAUCUGAAUAAAGAAGAAGGAAGAAGGAGGAGGCGGCAGGGGGACAACGGAUUUGUGGACGAAUUGGCUGAAAAGGUAGAAACGGUUGUUGAGCAAGUUUUAUUAGUAUCACCUCCCAUUAGCGAAGGUGAAAACAACAAUGACACAGACCUCGAGGAAAAGCCUAAGAAGCGAGUUUCGGAGGAGAAACAACAAAUCACAGAAACGAUUGUUGUAACUAUAGAGAACGGUACGAUUGCAGAUUCCGCUGCGUCAUGUGCAGAGAUUAUGAAGCUCGAUGAGGUGGACGGUUGCGAUAUAGAUAUACAAUUUAAUGUGGCUCGUCAAAACGUUGACGAGGAAGAAAUAUUGAGAGUAGCUAAGAGUUGGGGACAAGAUCGCCUUGAUCAAGCAAACCCUGUGAGCAAUGAGUGGUAUAACUUAGGGAAUAUAGGAUUGCACGGUGAUGGCGAAGGCGUUACGAUAUAUAUACUAGAUACGGGAAUUCGAGAUACACACAGCGAGUUUCUUGCGGCUGAUGGAACAAGUCGCGCUCGCAAAGGGUUUUCUGCAGGAACGUACACUGAUAUAGACAGUCACGGUCACGGAUCGCACUGCUCAGGCAUCUCUGUGGGCAAGACCGUUGGAGUUGCAACGGCGGCCAAAGUGGUGGGUGUGAAAGUACUCGGAGACACUGGAGGUGGUUCAUUGGGAGACAUCGUCGCAGGCAUCAAUUGGGUACUCGAAGAUUGUGUUGGUAAUUGUGUCAUAUCCAUGUCGCUAACCGUAGGCCCAAUCCCAGACUGGUAUCCGCAGACGGCUUUGGAGAAGGCUAUCUCUCUUGCAAGGGAUAUGGGAAUCCCGUCCGUUGUUGCGGCUGGUAAUAAAAACCAGGAUGCGCAUUUAUAUAUCCCUGCCCGUGAGCCCACUGCAAUCACAGUGGGUGCCAGCGAUUGGUUAGACAAACGUGCAUGGUUUUCAAAUUGGGGUAAGAUCGACAUGUGGGCCCCGGGAAAUAAUAUUGUCUCCGCAGAUGAGGACAGUGAUACUCAACUGGUAGUUAUGUCAGGCACGAGUCAGGCUACGCCCUACGUAGCCGGAGUCAUCGCUGUUUACAUGAGUCAGAAAGAUUUCCAGCUGACUGUGGACGAGAUAAUGGACGCUAUGAACGGUGUUGGAAUUUUAAAUAUUCCAUCAGAGGGAGACAUGUUCUUACAGGGCGUUUUCGACUCUGGAAAAAAUUAUAGUGCACCAGAGCCCUCACCAAGCGCAAGUCCGUCAGUCACUGCGUCACCUACAAUGUCGAUGCUGCCACCGUCAGCUUCGCCGUCGGUUACCGCUUCAGCUACCCCGAGUGCCUCAGUGACGGCGAGUGCGAGUCCAUCGAUGAGUACAUAUCCUUCGACGAGUGCAAGUCCUUCAUUCAGCGCGAGUCCCUCAUUGAGCGCGAGUCCCUCGCUGAGCACUAGUCCCUCAAUGAGCAUGAGUCCAACUGCGUCACCAUUAUCAACUCCUGAUGAUCCUUGCGUUUUAUCCCCAUGUCUCAAUGGCGGUGUUUGCGAUACCACAGGUGUUGGGUUAUACAAAUGUAGAUGCGUUGGUGGUUUUGUCGGUGUCGACUGUGACACGGAGUUCGUGCCUGACGAGUGUACCGUGCCAUCUUCUGCCAUUAUUUGCUCAGAGGCUAUCUUUGACGCUACAUCAUACAGCGAGAACCGAUUGAUCCAGUCAGAUGGUCAAGCUGUGAACCCUUAUUUCGGUGGCGAUGGUGGACGUUUGCGAUUCUAUAUUUUUGGACCUUUGGGUUCAUUCCUUCAAGUAUUACAGGCAGAUGGGCCAAAUGGUACAUGGAGCGUUGCUGGUCGAAGUGCUAGAGUGAGUUCUGUAUUCUCAAACAGCGUGUUGCAGCUAGACAUGAAUGACCUUCCUGCAGGUAUAUAUGAGGCAGUACUGAAGGCGGGAUCGCUUUCGGAGCCAACCCCUGUGCGAGUACUCGUAGUACAGUUUACGAACAACGCUCAAUGGGGAUCACUAAUCGAUUCUGAUGAGCUGCAGUCGGGUAUUUGUACAACCACUUGCAAUAAUGUCGAGGGUUCUGCUGAGUCUGUCCAGGAUGCAGCAUAUGGUGAAGGGUAUCAACAAUCUAUAGACGGGACUUGGGUGUUACCUGCAGGAGUCGUUGGCACAAUUCGGGCAAAUUUUGCUGCUCCAAAAUUUAGUCGCAUGCAGAUGAUGGUGAAGAAUGCUGAUGGGGGAUGGAAUUUAUUCAGAAAAAGUAAAUGGACAAUGAAUGACGGCGAUACAGUAGAAAUGAAAGCAUACGAAAUUCCUGAAGGAGAAUACAAGUUCGAGGUCAAAAUGUUGAAUCCCGGACCUUACCAACUGGUGUACCAUCAGGAGAAUUUCGAGGUGACCCCGGAAGGCAAAUACUUGUCUUCCGAGCCUAUCACCCCCAUUGUAACAAAUGUAUCAUCGGCUGAACCCACAGCACGUUUCUUACUCAAAGUGUUAGAAGUUGAUUCGUAUUCAGUAGCGUGUGUGUACUCCUCCCCGGCUUUGUCUGAGACAACCCUCUGCUAUGAAAUGGGUGACGAGGUUCCGGUGAUGGAGUGGAAUAAUGUCAACGGUCGAGAUGAUCUGUUACAAAUUCUUGUGGUGGGCGAGUCACAACCAGGGUUUAUCAAGCAUGCCAUGUUUGAUGAAGAAGGACUACUCAUUGGCCCUGAAGUGUCGAGUGCAGGCGCGGAGAACAAUAAUGAUGGGAGCACUUUUGAUGCACGUCCUGCCGGUUUCCUACCUGCGACAAGUUUACCGGACGAUGCAUGAACGUACUGUAAUUUAAAUUAUUACGGGGAACGUCAGGUGCUACAUAGCUGUUCGAAGCGAAUGACCAGUAUUAAACUAAGCCAGCUGCAUGGGCACGAUUUUGCGUCCAUAAAGACGAGCAACUGGAGAUUAUCGCUUCCUGAAUGCUCAGAAGCGGACCAGAAUUCACCAGCGCUGGCGGCGUGAUUUGCGUUUUCGGUUGAAUAUUUUACACAAAAUUCUGGUCUGAUUUUAAAACGACUUGAUAUCAAUGCCGCUUUUCGACCGUGAAUAGCCUGGACAGGUACUAUCACGUUGUCAGAAAGCCUUGCUCUGGUGCCGCUGUGGGAGUCACGACGAUCACAGGAAUCGGACGAGCGAACGGGGGUCAUAAGCUGAAAUGUAUUGCUUAUGUCGUUGCGUCGGAGACCUUCCUGAAGGGUUUACCUACAACCUUUUAGUCACUAAUCCGCGACGCUUCCGAUAACAAGAUAUACCAAUAUAUACGAGUCAAUCUCACAUCACGUAAUGUAGAGGUGACGAGGGUGGUUCAUAUCUGCCCUUUGAUUGGUGGUUUCUGAUUCGAGCCAUGUAAGAAACCAAAUGAACUCGAACAUGCUUUGAAGCGAACAAGGCGAAACAAAUUAAAAUCUAAGCAUUAUCC